This is a messenger RNA of Triticum dicoccoides, 1305 nucleotides long. RefSeq names its product B3 domain-containing protein Os03g0212300-like. Gene Ontology annotation, molecular function: DNA binding. Bases 442 to 1182 code for a protein of 246 amino acids. Lineage: Eukaryota; Viridiplantae; Streptophyta; Magnoliopsida; Poales; Poaceae. The record is from RefSeq and is a predicted model, not a curated record. The transcript is spliced from 4 exons.
ACAUGAGAUUGCUGAGUUUAUUUUCAGUUUAAAAUCUGUUGGUUUCUUAUUCGGGUAUGUCCCGCCAUGUGACUGCCUGUAUUGCGGAUGAUUAUACAAAUACGUUAUUUCAUUUCCUGUAUAUGGUGGGGUUGAAAGGUGUUUGGUACCGCCUCUGAUGUUUGAUUAUGCCCUUGUUGCUAGGCCAGUUAAUUAGGAGCUCACAAUACAUAGGCAGCCCACCACUGGAGCUCGACACGUAAUGGCUGGAGAUGUUCCUGAAGUAGCCCCAACAAGCCGUAUUGCUGCCGUCUUUCUACACACGUGAAUAAAGCAGGAGGAAUCUGUUGUUACAUCGCUGCUUUUCCUUCCCUAUAUGAUUGCUUCACACUAUUGAGAGGAGAGGGCAGAGGCAAGGAGGAGGAGGAAGAAGAAGAAGCAGAGGGUUUUGCUACGACUACGAUGGAAGAGGAGAAGGCCUUUCCCAUUGACUCGUCAGGUUUCGAGUUCUUCAUCAUCAUGCUCUCCAAGUCCUUGAAGAAACUGAGGCUGCCGGACAAGUUCGCCAAGGUGCUCGCCGGACGUGAGCCCCGGGAAGUGAAGCUGCGGGAGGCCGGCAGCGGGCGCCGCAGCCUGUGGGACGUGAAGGUGGUGCUGGACGCCGACGGCCACAUGUACCUAGGGCGCGGCUGGGAGCAGUUCGCCCGCGCGCACGACCUGCGGCUCGGCUACUUCCUCGUGUUCAGCUUCGACGGCGACGCCGUGCUCACCGUCAAGGUGUUCGACAUGAGCAUGUGCCGCAGGCACUACCAGCGCGACGACGAUGCCAGCAGCGGGAGCAGCAGCGACAGCAGCAGCUCGGCGGAGACGGAGGUCGACGACGCUCCGACGUCGCAGUUCACGAUCAGGCUGAGCGGCUGCAACUUCCUCGAGAAGCAGCAGCAGUAUCUGAACGUGCCGCUGGAGUUCCAUGAGGCGCACGGGUACGCGCAGAGGAGCAAGGUGCUGCUGCGGAUGAGCGGCAAGUCGUGGCCCGUGACCCUGAAGCACACCGCCUUCAGGUACGGGUGGCACCAGUUCCUGGUGGACAACCGCCUCACCGUCGGCGACACCUGCUUCUUCCGUGCGCUCCGCGGGAGCGACGGCGAGGACCACGAGCUCAAGGUGCAGGUCCGCAAGCUGGACGGCUCCUUCGUGGAGUGAUCGGUGCGGGCGAUCAAGUGUAUCAGCCGUACGGCGUUGGCGUGCUCAUCACCGGCAUGCAUGGCACAACGAUGAGGAGAAUGGAGUUGUUUACUUUUUCCAGUAGUUGUUUGAAGCUUUCGG